AUGGCUUCAUUUAUACAAGGCUACGACGAAGAAAGGUUCGAGAACAAAGUCAAUCAAAACUUCCUCUGUCAGAUUUGCUUCAACGACUUAAAAGAACCGGUCGUUUGUCUGAUAAACCAACAUUGUUUUUGCCGUUCUUGUAUUACGAAACAUCUCGAAAAUUUCAAAACAUGUCCAACUUGCGCUGAUGAACUGACUGUAGAGACUUUGGCCGAACCACCACGAAUGGUAAAGAAUCUUAUAAAUGAAUUGAAAAUUCGUUGCGUUUACAUCGACAGAGGUUGUCUAGAAGUUGUACAACUGCAGCAUCUUGACCGCCACGAGGAAACGUGCGGAUAUACACCAGCCGUUUGUACAAACCAAGGCUGUGGUUUAAUUGUAAACAAGCGUGAUCAAAUUCACCACGAAAGUGAAGUCUGUAAAUUCCGAAAGUUGAAGUGUCAUUCGUGCGAGGAAAUAACGAAAACUUUGGCAGGUGUGGAGGAAAGAAUAGCGAAAAUAGAGAAGAAUAACAUAACAGUUGAAACUAAAAACGUAGAUUUAGAGAGAAAUCCAGGAAUGUUGAAAGAAAUAUCGCAGAUCUAA
Messenger RNA from Dendronephthya gigantea, 585 nucleotides. RefSeq names its product E3 ubiquitin-protein ligase NRDP1-like. Gene Ontology annotation, molecular function: zinc ion binding. The record is from RefSeq and is a predicted model, not a curated record. Gene Ontology annotation, cellular component: plasma membrane signaling receptor complex. The transcript has a single exon. NCBI's taxonomy places the organism in Eukaryota, Metazoa, Cnidaria, Anthozoa, Malacalcyonacea, Nephtheidae. Gene Ontology annotation, biological process: protein K63-linked ubiquitination; tumor necrosis factor-mediated signaling pathway; positive regulation of JNK cascade. Bases 1 to 585 code for a protein of 194 amino acids.